AUGGCACCUCCUGCGGCAGACAUUGACCUUGCUCCUGCUGCGCCCCUCACCGCACCAGUUACAAAGACAGUCACAUCAAACAAAUUGACUGAACCGUUAAAGUACUCUGGCUCUCUUGACGAAUUCAAGUCAUUUGAGGUGACAAAUGUCAUCGGAAGAGAAUACCCGGAGCUUCAGCUCGUCGAUAUCUUGAGCGAUGACAACAAGAUUCGUGACCUUGCUAUCACAGUAUCGCAACGUGGUGUCGUCUUCUUUCGCAACCAGACCCUCAAUAUUGAGGAUCAAAAGAUUCUCGGCCAGAAACUAGGAGAGCUGACUGGAAAGCCGGAUAGUUCCAAGGCAUGCCAUUUGACAAAAGUGAUUAAGCGUGGAAUUGCUGUUGAUGAGAACGGGAAGCUUGACGAUGAAGUAUCUGUCAUCUCAUCAGAAACGAGUAAGCAAAACCGGAAAUUCUAUAAAGAUCGCUUCUCUGCCGGGUCCAAGAAAUUAGCCAGUGAAGGCUGGCACGCGGACAUUACCUUUGAACGAAUCCCAUCGGAUUAUGCGAUCCUCAAGAUCAUCCAGAAACCUGACGACGCUGGAGGUGACACGCUUUGGGCAUCUGGGUAUGAGGCGUAUGACCGGCUAUCCCCAGAGUUCCAAAAAAUUGCAGAUGGAUUGACAGCUACGCAUUAUCAACCAGCUUUUGUCAAGGUAGCCAAAGAGUUUGGGGAGGAGCUGAUCGAAAAGGAGCGCGGGUCACCUGAGAACACAGGUCUUGACUUCACAGCGUCUCAUCCUGUUGUUCGCACAAAUCCGGUUACUGGAUGGAAGAGUCUUUUCGCCGCAGCUCACCAGGUCCAGCAUGGGUGGAUUGAUAACGUGACACCGAGAGAAAGCGAGAUCCUGAAAACUUACUUUCUCCAGCUCAUCACUGAAAAUCAUGACCUUCAAGUUCGCUUUCGUUGGGGUAAGAACGACAUUGCUAUCUGGGACAACCGCAGUGUCUUCCACACUGCCACAACUGAUUAUUCAGGCAAGAGAAAAGGCAAUCGUGUGGUGUCGCUAGGUGAAAAGCCUUACUUCGAUCCUAAAUCGGUGUCGCGUCGACAGGCUCUUGCGAAUACUGCUGAAACAUAG
This is a messenger RNA of Exophiala bonariae, 1119 nucleotides long. RefSeq lists its product as uncharacterized. The transcript has 5 exons. The record is from RefSeq and is a predicted model, not a curated record. Gene Ontology annotation, cellular component: cytoplasm. Gene Ontology annotation, molecular function: 2-oxoglutarate-dependent dioxygenase activity. Lineage: Eukaryota; Fungi; Ascomycota; Eurotiomycetes; Chaetothyriales; Herpotrichiellaceae. Bases 1 to 1119 code for a protein of 372 amino acids.